UUAGUCUACCAGCAAAGGAUAAACUAUGGAGUCAGCGUGGCGAGGGAAGGUCGUCCAUAUUUGUUUGUACCAGCAAAUUCUGUGACGACCCAACGCCACCAGAAGAAAACCAAGAUGGCGGACCCCGUGACUGACUUGUUCGUGCUGUUCAUUGUGUUGUUUCUCUUGAUUGUUCUCGUUCUUUCCGUGACGUCAGCGGUUGUCCUGAUAGGUUGGAUGGGGGUCAAGGUCUUUUGGCCUGGUCGCAAGGAAAAGAAAGAAGAUGAAAAUGACGAAGAAUCCGACUGGGAAGUCGAAAACGAUAUAAACGACCAGUCAGCUGAGAACGACACCAACACGAUCAUAAGCAUCGUCAAAAACAUCGAGGGAACAGUGGAAGUCACAGAAAACAAAGAUGGCGUACUUGAGAACAACGCUGAAAAAACGGAAGAAGAUACUUCAGAGCAAUGCGCUACUACCAAUCGUGUGACUGUCUUACAAUUCCCUGUGACGCAAACAUCAAUUGACCAAUCGGAGCGGUCCACCAGCAAAAGUAGCGAGGCCGGAAGUGUGGAACCGGAACCGGAAGUCGAACUGGAAUAUGGGGACCUGUUGGGGCCGCCAUCAACACCGGAAGUUGAGGAGGAAAAGGAGGGAGAAGAUGGUGAGGAAAAAACGAACGCAGAAGAAUAUGAAGAGGACGAUCUCGUGUUUGAGAUCCCGGAAGAAUUGAGGUUUUCGCGGUAUCAGUACCUGUUCAGACGAGGAGACUUCGACUCGAGUGACGAAGACCGAGGAUACAUGUCGAGCGAGGACGAACUCGACCGAUGGGUGCGUCGGCGACCCGAAGAGUACCGAGCGGCUCCGGGGCAAGACGUUCGGCACCGACUGACUCCGAUUCCGUCAGCCGAGAACGAGGACAUCGCCGAAGAUGCAAAAGAUGAGAUUGAGGAAGAAGACGGCGAUGAACUUUUGCCGUUUGCAAACGACAUUGACGACGAGGUUGUUACCAUCUUAGCCGCUGUUUCUGAAUGGAAACAAAAUGGUGACAAGAAAACUCAACCAGACCCAAACCCAAACUCUAUCACAACAGAAGUGACAGAAGAAAGCAAGUCACCAGCUACCACUUUGAAAGAAUCCCUUCUUGACACCACAUAUGAGAAAGAAGAUGGCACAAGUUGGAAAAGUCGAAGCCCGAGUCCGCGACCAGACUUUACCUCUGGUUCGCGGAUGGUGGCGCCAGGAGAUCAAAUGGCUUCAAAAGAAAUGCAAAACAAACAGCAAGACAAAGGCAAAAUAGCGCAGGAAAGAAUGCCUACAUUUCUUACAUUUGCGCCAAGCGAAAUGACAAAACCAAGAAGCCCGAGUGCUAGCUUAAAACCUACAAUACAAGAAACAAAAGCUUCCGGAAUAGAAAGAAAGCAGUCUCAAUUGAACACACUGUCAACGUGGAUUCCAACUCAAACGUUAAGCCCAGUUGCUAAGCAAGCUCACAGAAAAGAUAGCAACGUGCAAACCUUUCCGACUGUUUCUGAGCCUAAGAGCCUAGCUCAGCAUAUGUUUGAACCUGAGUCAAGCGACGAAGACGAAGAUGACGACUUUAUAUUGUCGUACAGUGGACGACAAUUGUCUACUCCCACCCCCACUCCUGUCUUUGACAGAAAAUCGCCUGAAGUUCCUGUCAAUCUAGGCAACGUCCGAAGUGGGGCGGGAAAUAAACUAAGUGUGGAUGCGGCUGUGGGGAUCAGCAAUUUUAAAGGCCCACCAUCUACAGAUAUUGAGAAAAUCAAAGAAGAGAAGCGAGAAAAAGAACAGCAUGCAAGAGUGUCCCGUUUCAAAGAGAUGCUAAAACCAGCCGUUAGCGUUACUAAGGAACAGCCAGAGAUUAAUAUCAUAAAAGAUGAAACCGAAGAAAAUUGUUUCGAGAAGUCUCAAGAGGUACCACGCCCUGCAGCUCAACUAAAACCAACCCCCAAGGUUCCACAAUCUAUCAAAGAGUCCACCAUGUUCUCUUCGUCAAAUGUGUGGAGGAAGGUCGACGCUUCACGCCCAAUUGGGGAAGGUCAACUGCAAGUUGACAAGAAGGGUCAAGGUCAUCAGCUGACCUCAUCAGCGAGAACUGGCGAGAUCGGGCGAGAUUCGUCCGGAUUGUCAGUCAAGAAGCAUCUUGGGAUAUUCGAGGCAAUGUCGGAGCUACGACCAGUCUCAUCCAGUCGGCCUCCUUCUCCUAGGACCAAGCCGGUGGGUACAUCUAAGAUGUACCGUUCGAUGCCCGAUUUAGUCAUAAUGUGGAAGGAACUGGAAACAAAAAGCGGGGUUCCGAAACCUUUUCCAACCAUAGCAUUUGUGCCUCCGGAAUGGAAAGCGCGAAAGGAUCUCGAUACGUAAGAUUGUACCUCAUUUUGAAGCGGAUAAUCGUUAGAUGGCUUGUGGAAUC
Branchiostoma floridae (Florida lancelet) is the source of this 2416-nucleotide messenger RNA. RefSeq lists its product as uncharacterized. The record is from RefSeq and is a predicted model, not a curated record. The coding region runs from base 115 to 2367 and encodes 750 amino acids. The transcript is spliced from 2 exons. Lineage: Eukaryota; Metazoa; Chordata; Leptocardii; Amphioxiformes; Branchiostomatidae.